AUGAAGACAGCUUUAGCAGUUUCGAUUUUGAUAACGAUAUUAAACUUCAAGCUUUACAGCUGUGUGACUUCACAUGAAUCGGAAGUAGAAGAGUUCAAAUAUAUAGCAUCUCCAAUAGACCUAACAGAUCAAAAUUUCACAGAAGCUUUAAAGAAUGACAACUAUUUAGUAAUGUUCUACUGGCCAAAGAUUGAAAUAUCAGAUGAAAUGCUACAUACAGUUAAUUUACUGUCAGAAAUCUAUAAUGUGGGAAGCAACACAAACUUAAAAAUUGCUUCUGUUGACUGUGAAGAAAACAAUCAAACUUGUGUUGAUAAUGGAAUUGUUGGAAAACAUGUUGAAGAUAUUUUUGGAAGUUUUGUUCUUAAAUUAUUCAAGAUCAAUGAAAUUAAUGCUAUAACUUACACUGAAGACGAUACUUACAUACAUUAUGUUCUUGAGUUUAUCAAAGACCACUUAAAUUUCCCUGAAUCUGAUAAUUCUGGCGUUGUUGAGCUUACAGAUCAAAACUUUAAGGAUUUAACUUUAAACGGAAGCUGGUUUGUCGAUUUUUACUUCCCUUGGUGCAUUCAUGCUAAGAACCUCGAACCAACUUGGAAUAAAUUACCAUCCGUUUUGGAACAAAACUCAUCAGUUCGUAUUGGAAAAAUAGAUUGUGUAGAAUAUCAAAAGACAACCUGCAAAAAAUACAUGAUCCGUAACUCUCCAACAAUAUUAUGGCUUGAAAAUGGAAAUAUAAUUGACAGAUAUCAGGGACAACGUUCAGUUAAACUUUUUAAAGAUUAUAUUGAAAGUUAAAUGACUUAGUUUUUC
Molecule: messenger RNA, 813 nt
Organism: Chironomus riparius
Lineage: Eukaryota; Metazoa; Arthropoda; Insecta; Diptera; Chironomidae
Source: the annotation of a GenBank genome assembly